AUGCAGGCCUGGGGCACUGUGGUAGUGACCUUGGCCACGCUGAUGGUUGCCACUGUGAAUGCCAAGAUCUAUCAACGCUGCGAGCUGGCAACCAAGCUGGAGAAGGCAGGCCUUAAUGGCUACAAGGGCUACAGCAUUGGAGACUGGCUGUGCAUGGCUCACUAUGAAAGUGGCUUUGACACCUCCUUUGUAGACCACAAUCCUGAUGGCAGCAGUGAAUAUGGCAUUUUCCAGCUGAACUCUGCUUGGUGGUGUGACAAUGGUGUCACACCCACCCAGAACCUUUGUCACAUGGAUUGUCGUGACCUGCUCAAUCGCCGUAUUCUGGAUGAUCUCUUGUGUGCCAAGCGAGUCAUGUCUUCACAUAACAGUAUGACUGCCUGGGAUUCUUGGAGCCGGCACUGUUCUGGCCAUGAUUUAUCUCAAUGGCUCAGAGGGUGUCAUGUGUAUCUGAAAACUGACCCGAAAAUUAAUUCAUGA
This is a messenger RNA of Lemur catta (Ring-tailed lemur), 480 nucleotides long. RefSeq names its product sperm acrosome-associated protein 5-like. The coding region runs from base 1 to 480 and encodes 159 amino acids. Gene Ontology annotation, cellular component: acrosomal vesicle; sperm flagellum. Gene Ontology annotation, molecular function: lysozyme activity. The record is from RefSeq and is a predicted model, not a curated record. Gene Ontology annotation, biological process: fusion of sperm to egg plasma membrane involved in single fertilization. NCBI's taxonomy places the organism in Eukaryota, Metazoa, Chordata, Mammalia, Primates, Lemuridae. The transcript has 4 exons.